AUGUCAUUCAGUAGCGAGAAUCGCUUUACUACGAGAAACUCAGUCGGAAGAACAACGCAAAAAAAGCAAGAUAACGAAAAAUUGACAUCCAUUACUCAACAAGCUCCAUGGGCAAAAGAUGAUGAUCAAGACACUCAUAAAUACGCUAAUUCAAUAAAUGGAAGCUCGCAAAGCUGUUGA
This is a messenger RNA of Funneliformis geosporum, 180 nucleotides long. The record is from the annotation of a GenBank genome assembly. Lineage: Eukaryota; Fungi; Glomeromycota; Glomeromycetes; Glomerales; Glomeraceae.